Messenger RNA from Triticum urartu, 1045 nucleotides. The record is from RefSeq and is a predicted model, not a curated record. Lineage: Eukaryota; Viridiplantae; Streptophyta; Magnoliopsida; Poales; Poaceae.
GACAUUGGAGGAUGUGAUAUCCAAAAACAAGAAAUUCGGGAGGCAGUUGAGCUACCAUUGACACACCACGAAUUGUACAAGCAGAUUGGUAUUGAUCCACCAAGAGGGGUGCUGCUCUAUGGUCCUCCAGGCACUGGCAAGACCAUGCUUGCUAAAGCUGUGGCACAUCACACUACUGCUGCUUUUAUCAGAGUGGUUGGUUCAGAGUUUGUGCAGAAGUACUUGGGUGAGGGCCCAAGGAUGGUUCGAGAUGUAUUCCGCUUAGCUAAAGAGAAUGCCCCGGCUAUAAUAUUCAUUGAUGAGGUUGAUGCUAUAGCCACUGCUCGAUUCGAUGCUCAGACCGGGGCUGACCGAGAAGUUCAGCGUAUUCUGAUGGAGCUACUGAAUCAGAUGGAUGGAUUUGAUCAAACAGUGAAUGUGAAGGUUAUAAUGGCAACCAAUCGGGCAGAUACUCUAGAUCCUGCUCUGUUGCGUCCAGGAAGACUGGACAGGAAAAUCGAGUUCCCCCUGCCGGACCGGAGGCAGAAGAGGCUUGUUUUCCAAGUUUGUACUGCUAAGAUGAACUUGAGUGACGAGGUUGAUUUGGAAGAUUAUGUCUCCAGACCUGAUAAAAUCAGUGCUGCUGAUAUCACUGCUAUUUGCCAGGAAGCUGGCAUGCAUGCUGUCCGCAAAAAUCGCUAUGUUAUCCUCCCCAAGGACUUCGAAAAGGGUUACCGAACCAACGUCAAGAAGCCUGAGACAGACUUUGACUUCUACAAAUGAGGCAACAAACUGUUAAGAGGAUGCUUUAUUUCCUACGGGCGACAUGAUUAACAGUCUAGAUGAAUUUGUGGAUAGUCGCCUGAUAGUAAUAUCCUUGUAUCUCGGUGCUCCUGUAGUUUGCACGUUCAGUCUCACCAGUGUUGUUAAGCUACUUGUCUGUACAAUUCCUUCCUAAAGUUUCGCUUGACCAGUUUGUGCUUGUGGAGGCUGUAAUUGUCUUCCAAAGGAGAACCGAGUACCCCCUUUUCGUUCUUAAAAUUUAAAGUGCAUUAAUCUUUUUGAA